Echinococcus granulosus is the source of this 564-nucleotide messenger RNA. RefSeq names its product Baculoviral IAP repeat-containing protein. The record is from RefSeq and is a predicted model, not a curated record. NCBI's taxonomy places the organism in Eukaryota, Metazoa, Platyhelminthes, Cestoda, Cyclophyllidea, Taeniidae. The coding region runs from base 1 to 564 and encodes 187 amino acids. The transcript is spliced from 4 exons.
AUGGUCACGGUGAACGAAGCGAGGAUGCCGUCACCCUUUCUUGAAGAUCCUUUAACUCUUGUUCCAGGCCGCAUUGCCACUUUCAAGAAAUGGCCUCACACGCGCCCUGAAGAUAAAUGCGUUCCUCAAACCUUAGCCGAUGCUGGAUUUUAUCACCGACCCGAUGUAUCGGAGGACUCAGUUCAAUGUUUUGUCUGCCACAAAUUGCUUUAUGGAUGGGCUUCUGACGAGGAUCCGAUGGCGGAGCACAAGGCACACUGCCCUGACUGCGCCUUCGUGCGCCUGGUAGAGGCGCACGGCGGGGGUUACGAGAAGGCGCCACGCCAGGCGGUGAUCGACGCAGAGUGCGCCCGCUUCCGCGCUAAAUUCACCUAUCUCUUCGAGGAGGAGGUGCGGCGCCGACUCCAGCGUUAUGAAAACGAUCUCCAGCAUCUGAAAAAGGCUGCCAUCUCCUUCCAACGCAAUUUGCAGUAUUCUACGCGGGUUCUCAGCUACCGAAGGCGAUUGUUUGAUGCCCUCACGACCAAAAACUCCUAUGGUAUUCUCAAGGCUGCAACACUGUAG